CUUCGUACACGUCCACUUAAAGCCCAUCCGAAGUACAAGCCUGGCAUUUUCGAUGCCCGUACUUUGUCACAUUUUGUUUGAACUCGACUAUUUACACCACUCUCAAGAGCCGUCUUCGGGCAUCUAUUGAUCAGCUGGUUACCCUAUUCUUCUCCUCCUCCCAAUAGGCCAUAACUCUUUUUACCCUUGAGCCCAACGGGGUUUUAGAUACUACUUAGCCUUUGUAGCUUUUCGGGCAAUUUAGAUAAGUUUCGUACCUCGUGUCCAUUGGGCUUGAAAAUUAAAAAAUCUUGUUCGAUCCCUUUGGAUCCCCUUCCUCCUUUUAUCAACUGCCGGCACCGAAAUUUCAAAUUCCGUGCACAGGGAAUCUACCUUGUUUAUUCCCCUCCACAAAAACUCUUUAAACAAUUUCUUUUUUGACCAUAAACUCAUAACAUAUAAACCAACAAUGUUCCUCCGCCCUAAUGUCAUCCUAAAUGCCACUGCUAAGGCUGCUGUUGCUCGUAACAGCUUUGCUCGUAUGGCCACACCUGCCAUGUUCUCACGUAUGUACUCUGUUCCCAGAGAUGAUGUUCAAAGUCGUGUUCUUGAAGUCGUGAAAGGCUUUGAUAAAGUUGAUCCUACCAAGGUUACAGCAGAAUCCAACUUUAUGAAAGACCUUGGUUUGGACAGUUUGGAUACAGUCGAAGUCGUUAUGGCCAUUGAAGAAGAGUUCUCUGUUGAAAUUCCUGAUAAGGAUGCUGAUGCUAUUCACAGUGUGCAACAAGCCAUUGAUUAUAUUGCCAAGCGUGAAGAUGCUCAAUAAUAGACUAGUUCAAUAGUAGCUGUGGACACGGGUUCUGUGGUCGGAAUAUAGGAUUCCUUCCUUUAAAUAAGUAUUUUAUUUUGAUUGUAUAAAAAUUAUAUCGACAAUAUAUCUCCCAACCCCUUUGUCGUUGUAAACAUGAGUAUAAAUUAUUUACUUUUGCAAGCAGCAUUAUUAUGGUUUUUCCACGUCUGUGCUUUCCCUUACAUUCUACAAUCGAGCUUAUCG
Mycotypha africana is the source of this 1033-nucleotide messenger RNA. Its product is annotated as acyl carrier protein-like protein. Gene Ontology annotation, cellular component: mitochondrion. The record is from RefSeq and is a predicted model, not a curated record. NCBI's taxonomy places the organism in Eukaryota, Fungi, Mucoromycota, Mucoromycetes, Mucorales, Mycotyphaceae. Gene Ontology annotation, molecular function: acyl carrier activity; acyl binding. Bases 449 to 805 code for a protein of 118 amino acids. Gene Ontology annotation, biological process: fatty acid biosynthetic process. The transcript is spliced from 2 exons.